AUGCAGCUGCAUAAUAAUGUGACUGAGUUCAUUCUGCUUGGGUUGACCCAGGAUCCUUUUAGGAGGAAAGUAGUAUUUGUUGUUUUCUUACUUUUCUACUUGGGGAUCUUGCUGGGUAACUUACUGAUUAUUGUCACCAUCAAGACAAGCCGGGCACUUGGGAGUCCAAUGUACUUCUUCCUUUUCUACUUAUCCUUGUCUGAUACCUGCUUCUGUACUUCCAUAGCCCCUAGAAUGAUUGUAGAUGCCCUUUCAAAGAAGACCACUAUCUCUUUCAAUGAGUGCAUAAUCCAAGUCUUUUCACUCCAUUUCUUUGGCUGCCUGGAGAUCUUCAUCCUUAUCCUCAUGGCCAAUGACCGCUAUGUGGCCAUCUGUAAGCCCCUGCACUAUACAACCAUCAUGAACCGGCGAGUCUGCAGUUUGUUGGUGGCUGGGGCCUGGGUGGGAUCCUGUGUGCAUUCUUUGACUCAGAUUUUUCUGGCCUUAAGUUUAUCUUUCUGUGGUCCCAAUGUGAUUGACCACUAUUUUUGUGACUUGCAGCCUUUGUUGAAACUUGCCUGUGCAGACACCUAUGUGAUCAAUUUAUUAUUGGUGCCCAAUAGUGGGGCCAUUUGCACAGUGAGUUUUGUCAUGUUGAUGUUCUCCUAUGUCAUUAUUUUGCAUUCUCUGAGAAACCACAGUGCUGAAGAGAGGAGAAAAGCCCUCUCCACCUGCAUCUCCCACAUCAUGGUGGUCAUCUUGUUCUUUGUUCCUUGCAUAUUUAUAUAUACACGCCCUGCAACCACCUUCCCCAUGGAUAAGAUGAUAGCUGUGUUUUAUACAAUUGGAACACCUUUGCUCAACCCUCUGAUUUACACACUGAGGAAUGCAGAAGUAAAAAAUGCCAUGAGGAAUUUAUGGAGCAAGACAUUGAUAUCAUAUGACAAAAGAUGA
This is a messenger RNA of Choloepus didactylus (southern two-toed sloth), 933 nucleotides long. RefSeq names its product olfactory receptor 4C16-like. Gene Ontology annotation, molecular function: G protein-coupled receptor activity; olfactory receptor activity. Bases 1 to 933 code for a protein of 310 amino acids. The record is from RefSeq and is a predicted model, not a curated record. The transcript has a single exon. Gene Ontology annotation, biological process: G protein-coupled receptor signaling pathway. Gene Ontology annotation, cellular component: membrane. NCBI's taxonomy places the organism in Eukaryota, Metazoa, Chordata, Mammalia, Pilosa, Megalonychidae.